AUGACGAUGCUCAUCAUGCCCUCAAUGCUGGACCACGUAAUCCUGGGUAUGGAUUUUUUGGGUGCGAUGGGCACCACAAUACGCUGCGGCGAGGCGGAACUGGUCCUAGAAGCAGUGACGACACCGGGCGUGAGGCCAGGAACGAGCGAGGAGUCGGAGGAAGGCCUCCCAAGGCAUGAAAAGGGGGCACCUGCUCGGCUACAGAGGGAGCCGGAGGAAGGCCUCCCAAGUCAUGAUAGGGGAGCACCUGCUCGGCUACAGAGGGAGCCGGAGGAAGGCCUCCCAAGUCAUGAUAGGGGAGCACCUGCUCGGCUACAGAGGGAGCCGGAGGAAGGCCUCCCAAGUCAUGAUAGGGGAGCACCUGCUCGGCUACAGAGGGAGCCAGAGGCAGGCCUCCCAAGUCAUGAGAAGGGGGUACCUGCUCGGCACCCGACGGAAAAGGCCAGGAAAAGGGGAGUAAAGUCCGGCUCGAGUCGACAGACUGGAGAACCCAAGAGGUGGCGCAUAGAACUGCAGAGGCAGACUUCUGAUGGCUACGGAAGCGGCACGGUGGGAACGUGCCAGGGAAAGGACGGAGUAGGAGCGAUGACCAGCAUCCACACGGACAUAGAGGGCCAGGAGCAAUUGCCCGAAUCGAGCGGCCAUGGAGUUCUGUCUGGAGUCGAAGUGGUGCCAGGAGGGGGUGAGAACGACAUCGAAGAGGCGGAGUGGCCAGCGGAUCUGGAUCCGGAACUGAUGGAGUUUCUGGAGUCAGAACUGGCUCUCUUCGAGGGGCUGCAGGGAAUCUCGCACAUCGCGGAGCACCGGAUCCGGCUGAAGGAUGACAAGCCGUUGAAACAGAGAUACUAUCCCAAGAAUCCGGCCAUGCAGAGGGUGAUCGACGAGCAAGUGGAUGAGCUGAUCCGGGUAAAUGCCAUCGAGCCGUCGCGUAGUCCGCACAGCGCUACGAUCGUCUUAGUCAAGAAGAAGACUGGCGAGUGGCGUAUGUGUAUUGACUACCGACAACUCAACGCGCAUUCCAUUCCGGACGCUUAUCCGGUGCCUCGUAUUAACCACAUCCUGGAGCGGUUGCGUCACGCCCGGUUCAUCUCCACUCUGGACUUGAAGCACGGGUACUGGCAGAUACCGAUGGCAGCCGAUAGUCGGGAGUGUACGGCGUUCACAGUCCCUGGAAGAGGUCUUUUCCAAUGGCGGGUGAUGCCAUUUGGUCUACACUCGGCGUGCGCGACCUUUCAGCGAGCAUUGGAUACAGUAAUCGGACCGGAAAUGGAGCCCCAUGCGUUCGCCUACCUAGACGACAUCGUGGUAAUAGGAGCAACGAAAGAACAUGUAGAGAAUUUUAGGGAGGUAUUUCGCCGGCUAAGGGCGGCCAAUCUCAGGUUGAAUAGGAAAAAAUGCAGCUUCUUCCGGGAGAGGUUAGUCUACCUAGGACAUGUGAUUUGCGGGGAAGGAAUACGUACCGAUCCGGAGAAAGUGGAGGCGAUACGUAUCCUGAGGGCCCCGACAAAUUGCAAAGAACUGCGGCAGUGUCUCGGGAUGGCGUCAUGGUACAGGCGCUUCGUCCCUAACUUCGCGACUCAAGUACAGCCACUCACAGCGCUCUUAAUGAAGGGGCGGAAAUGGGCAUGGGAGCAAGAACAGGAGGAGGCAUUGCGCCAAUUGAAGGAGAGCUUGACGACUGCCCCUGUGUUGGCUUGCCCCGACUUUUCCGCCAAGUUCGUCUUGCAGACUGACGCGAGUGAGUAUGGCCUCGGCGCAGUGCUGACGCAGACGAUUGAUGGCCAAGAGCGAGUGAUAGCGUAUGCGAGCCGGAAGUUGCUAAAGGCCGAGGUGAACUAUUCCGCCACUGAGAAAGAGUGCCUGGCAAUAGUGUGGUCGAUCCGGAAGUUGCGCUGCUACUUAGAAGAGUACCGGUUCGACGUGAUAACUGACCAUCUAGCACUCAAGUGGCUCAACUCGAUCGAGAGUCUGUCCGGAAGAAUCGCGCGAUGGGCGUUAGAACUGCAAAAGUUUCAAUUUGACGUCCAUUAUCGUCGAGGGAAGCUCAACGUCGUGGCCGAUGCGCUAUCGAGGCAUCCUCUAGAGACCUGUCAGCAAGCAGUGGUGGCCGAGGCCCCCUGCAAAUGGGUCGCGAGUAUGCGUGCCAGAAUCGCCGAAGAGCCAGCCAAGUUCCCGGAUUACAUCGAGGAAAACGGACAGCUAUAUAGGCAUCUGGGUCACCGGAUAGACGAUGAGGACUACAUCCCCUGGAAACUAUGCGUAGGCAGUGGUCAACGCCAGAGAGUACUGCGGGAAUGUCAUGACGCUCCCACGGCCGGACAUCAAGGUGUCAGAAAAACGAGUUUAGCCCAGCGGUACUACUGGCCGGGUAUGUUCCGCGAUGCCGUCAGAUACGUCAGAUAUUGCGAAGACUGUCAAAUUCAACCGGCUGGUCGCAUGCUGACGAGGCAGAUGGCAGAGCCGAUGGCGGUACUUUGCGCGGACUUCGUCGGACCCCUUCCACGGUCGAGACAUGGGAACACGAUGCUACUGGUGUUCCAUGACGCUUUCUCGAAGUGGGUGGAAUUGGUCCCUCUCAGGAGAGCCACAGCAGCACACCUGCAGACUGCGUUUCGAGAGAGGAUUCUAAGUAGGUUCGGGGUACCUAGGAAGUUUGUGUGCGACAACGGGGUACAGUUAACGAGCCGGAGCUUCAAGUCAUUUUUGGGGUCCCUGGGUGUAGAGAUCCAGUAUACCGCCCCGUACUGUCCGCAAGAGAAUCCCACUGAGAGGACUAACAGGACUGUAAAGACCAUGAUAGCGCAAUUUAUUGAGGGCCACCAGAGUUUAUGGGAUGAACUCUUGCCCGAGAUCUCGCUGGCGGUCAACACGAGCGUGGCAGAUUCAACGGGCUUUAGUCCCGCUUUCCUGAUGCAGGGCAGGGAACCUCGGUUACCCGCAGCUCUGUACGAUCAGGUGACUCCGGGGUACGCAACUAGUGCGCUCGACCCUAGGACAAAGGCGGAUAGGCUAAAAGAAAUUUUUGAUAUCGUCCACAGCAACCUCCAGCGCGCAUCAAAGAUCCAGGGCCGGUAUUACAACCUGCGAAGACGAGAGUGGCGGCCUUCGCUGGAUUCGAUGGUCCUGUUGAGGCAGCACCAGUUGUCCAACGCAGCCGAAGGUUUCGCCGCAAAGUUGGCACCCAAAUUUGACGGCCCCUACAGGGUUGUCAAAUUCAUAUCCCCCAAUAUUGUACGGCUGGUGAAAUCAGGCGAGCACAAGAAGAGGGUGGCCAACAUCUCACAGUUGAAACCAUUCUACCGAAAGACGAAGAGCGACGAAGAAGACGAAGAUCCAGGACACUUAAAUGCCCACGAAUGGAACCCGAGGUUAUCAACAUAUCAUCAGACGAAGACGUCAGCAGCGGAGACACCGAGCCUUUCCCCGGGCCGGGAGCCGGAGUCCGCCCGCGCGACCCACGUCAGGGGCGUGAGUACAAUCGAAGAGAACGGCAAGAAGGGCCGCCUCGCCAGUUCCGCCAUACACUAUACUCCCGGCGGACCAACGUCAUGGAGAGGCUGGACGGGAUGGUAUGCUAAUGGCGGCUGGGAAGCAGACACGCCGAGCCGCGAUCCAGAACCCUUAGCGGAAAGGAACCCGUCAACGGAGGACGAGGAGGACGAGCCGGCAUUCCGUCGCCGCUUCGCCACCCACCGUCUGGAGGUAGAUCCGGGCAGCCAGUUUCCCCGGAUAACGCUGCGCUACCUACCGAAAGUCCCCGUGGAAGCCGACAAACCCCGUCUUAACCUUGCAAAGCGCGAAUGGGGGGGUGCCGAAGAAGGCCCAGGCGAAAAGCGCCGACACAGCCGCCAUCGCCGACGGAGAGCCGCCCGGGGCAAGCGUCGCCGGAGUGGAGGCCAACGCCGACCCAGUCCCGAGGGAGCAUCCUCGUCGGCAACGAAGAGGUUUCGUACGGAGACCGAGAAGCCCGGAGGAUCGCAGCGGCGCGUGCCGCGUUCACCCCGCGAGCGCCAGAAGGGUCCUUCCCAGCUCGGGAAGGAUAACCGCCGCUGCGAGAUCGCUUCUCGAGGAGGGCAUCCCGAGCCCUGGCCGAUACCGAUUGCAGUCUGCCAGAUGGUCGUGGAGGAGCGCCGUCUCGGCAGCAAGGACGAGGCGAACUCGCCCGUGUCCACAGCCCGCGCCGAGGCGUCUGACGCAACCUUUCGAAAGGGAUCGGAGGAUGAGUGGUUCGACCACGAGGACGAGAUGCCCGCGCUCGUGCCCAUUGCCCGCGCCGAGACACCUGACACCAUCGCCCGGCGGGAGUUGGAAGACGCCUGGUUCGGCCAAGAAGGCAAGGCGCCGUCCCUAGAAGGCUCCUUCACUAUUCGCCAGGAGGGCCGAGGUGAAGUGUGGUCCGAGGAAGAGGACGCGGUGGUGACGGCUUCGUCGCCCAAGCCUUCGAGUUCAACCAAGGAUUCCUCCCCAAUGAUUCUAAAGACUCCCACGGAGAGCGAAUUGUGGGACGAUAUCGUGGACCUUUUCGACGGUAUCGACGGGUGGGCUACUAGCCUGGAUUCAGUGCUGGAGGAGGAACCCGACACCGAGGUCGACACGAUCGCCCGCAGUGCCGACGUGAGGGUCACGCCGGAGAGCCCCACCAAGAAACCCGACACCGAGGUCGAGGCGGUCGCCCGCAGUGCCGACGUUGUGGUAACGCCGGGGAGCCCCACCAAGGAACCCGACACCGAGGUCGAGGCGGUCGCCCGCAGUGCCGACGUUGAGGUAACGCCGGAGAGCCCCGUCAAGGAACCUGUGCCCGAUUCCACCCCCUCGGGCUGGAAGGUGUUUCCUCGUGGAACACCGUUGUCGUCGGGCGUGGUGGAACUGAUCGCGAGAGAGGCGCGAAUCCGCCGGUUCCGAUGCCGACGGACUCGGUUCCACGUAUCCGACGGGGAGCGCGACUACAGCGUUACGUUGAACGCGAGAGGCGACGUGACCGUCACCUGUUCGAAGUGA
Drosophila montana is the source of this 4998-nucleotide messenger RNA. RefSeq lists its product as uncharacterized. NCBI's taxonomy places the organism in Eukaryota, Metazoa, Arthropoda, Insecta, Diptera, Drosophilidae. Gene Ontology annotation, molecular function: nucleic acid binding. Gene Ontology annotation, biological process: DNA integration. The record is from RefSeq and is a predicted model, not a curated record.